Messenger RNA from Klebsormidium nitens, 2992 nucleotides. Lineage: Eukaryota; Viridiplantae; Streptophyta; Klebsormidiophyceae; Klebsormidiales; Klebsormidiaceae. The record is from the annotation of a GenBank genome assembly.
GUCAGCUCACUACGUCGGAGGCUGGGUGUCCCGUGCCAAGUUUCAGACUAGACGGAAUUGUUAGACAGAAAGCGUUAAGCGUCUGCAAGACUUCUGUUCAGUGGUGCAAAAGCACUCCAAGAAGCACUGCGAGUUCGCUUUAACCUCAUUGUCCAGUUAGGCUUUUCCUGGGGUUUUUUGCAACAGGGGUGCAGAUGGCAUUGGAGGAGGAAGAGGAGAAGUCUAAGCCCCCGCGGCGCACAUCGUCGAAGUAUGACUUUGUGAAAGUGAAGGUGUGGAUUGGGGAGAAUUCAGAUCAUUACUAUGUGCUUUCACGCUUCCUUGUGAGCAGAAUGUUGACAGUUACAAAGAUCUCCAACGUUGUGGCCAUCAAGAUUGCCUUGGAACUGAAGAAGCUCUUGGUGGAUAACAACCUCCUAGAUGUUUCGCAAGCGGACCUGGAGGCCAAUCUAUUCAAGCUCAUGCAGAAGCGUGGGUAUGGUGAGGAGUAUGUCAACCGCUACAAGAUGAUGACCAACUUCCAUCAUCAGCGAGUGCCUCUGCUCGUUCUCGUGGGAGGGACCGCCUGCGUUGGCAAGUCGACGAUUGCGACACAGCUCGCACAGAGACUGAACUUACCAAACGUAUUGCAGACUGACAUCAUCUACGAGCUCCUCCGAACGGAUCCACACAACGCAGCGCCUCUGAACGCCAUGCCGCUCUGGGCUCGCUCGGACCUCACGACCACCGAGGAUUUGAUGCAGGAGUUUCGGCGGGAGUGCAGAGUAAUCCGAAAGGGCGUGGACGGCGACCUGACGAAGACGAUGAGCGACGGCAAGCCGCUGAUCAUGGAGGGGCUGCACCUAGACCCGGGCAUCUACCUCACCGAGCUCCCUCAGGCGCAGAUCCGGAAACCUGCAAAGCACGAAAAGUUGCAUCCAAGCGAGAGCUUGAGAAUGGCAGAUAGAAGAAGAAGAAGACGCGAGGACAGCGGGGCUGGCGAAUUGCUUCAGCCUGGUGAGGAACGGGAGUCGUUGCGUCAGAACGGAGCGGGGCCGGAGUUGAAGCGCGGGAAGGAUCUGCUGACGUCACGGAAGGAUUUGCUGACGUCACGGUCUGCAAACGGGCGGACCGACGCCAGGCGGGGGGUCUCGGUGCACGGCGGCGCGCAUCUGGACAGGCUGGCCGUUGCGAACGACCGAAAGCAGCGGCGUUCAAAGAGCAGGCUGGGGGGGAAUACUUUAGCGGAGGCGAAGGAGUUCCUGCUCUCGCUUGCCGAGCGAAAUCCGCCGAGGGAAACGGAAAAGGUGACCGGAACGGGCGUGAAGCGGAGCGUGAGCAGCUGCCACGUUGCUGGGGAGUGGGAGGCCAGCCCCCGUGGGGGCCGUGGGCCGGCGAACGCCGUGACGUUGGAAGUACGUCAGCAGGCAAGGUCAGAUGUGAGGGCGGACCAGUCCGCGAGAGCUGAGGUUGACGAAGCAACCGGGUUGCUAAAUCAAUCCCUAAAAGAUAGUCCGCCCGAACUUUCACAACCGGAGCGUGGCACAGCUGGACCGUCCGAUCUUGGUGUAGCAGUGAACGAACGGUCCAGACCAGGAGUUGACGCGUCCGAACACCUCGGAACUGGGGGUAGUGCCUCUAGAAGGGCGAGGUCUCGGUCCAGAAGAACGUCGGACACAGCACGGGAAGCGUCCGAACGGUCCGAAAGCGGCAACGUUUUGAAUGGUCGGUCCGAAAGAGCGAGUCGGCGGUCCGAGAGGGCUUCGGACGCUGAAAGGAGAGCGUCCGAAACGGAACGGACGGAGCGGAACGGAACCGAGGCGCAGCACGAAGACCCGAUCGUGGUCCAGAUUGUGCUACGCAUGAGCGAGGACGACCACCGGACGCUCGUCGAGGAGUGGCUGGCGUCGCGUAGCGGGGAAGUCGCGGGUGAUGUCGCCUUGGACAAGGCAGCCGUGCUUCAGAAGCUGCGGACGAUUCAGGACUACCUGUGCUCUUUUGAGGACCACGGGGUCGCGGUCGUUGACGUCAGCACGACGUCAUUCGCGCAGACGCUGGACUGGCUCCACAGCUACCUGCUGGAGUGCAUAGAGGGUGGCUGGUCGGGGGCAGAAAGCUGACGGGAAACAGAUUCUGCGCGUUUCGUAGUGUAGGAAGACGGUUGCGCCUUGCUUACUGGAUCGAUGGGAUGGAUGCUCGCAACCGGAAGAUUAACGUACUUUUGUAUAGGUACCGGGCUGUUGAGAGAUCGAGCAAUAUGAGCUUCAGAAUACUUCAUCAGUCAUCGAGCGACCUCCUCAACGGUCGUAUAAGAAGCGGCUGCAUGGGUGUAGCGAUUUGGCUUCGAGUUAUGAGUACGCUGACAUGCAUCUGCUGAGAUCAUCGCUUUUUUAGUAUCCACUUGCCAGCGACUGCGUCAUGGACAGUUCCCGACCAAGGGCAUGCGACAUAUACUAUUGGACUGUGAUGCCAGGCCGCUCGUUCCUCCACAGAAGGUUCUGCAGAACUUGAUCUCGUCGCCAUUUGGCGGGAGGCACGUAUGCAAAGAGGAUAGAGGUAGAGGCUGCUACCUGUCAAAAGUUGUUUUUCAAAGCUUCAAUUGAGACGUUUAAAUACGAUCAAAAUUGGUAGACGUUAAAAACGACUAGCGCACAAGCAGCAGAAAUUGAACAGGUUAUGCCAGGUACUAGUUGCGAGAGAGGGCCGCAGCGGUAUAUUACCUAUUAGUACGCUACUUUUGCAACUCCAGUAUUGCAUAGCCCAAUUCAGUCGAUUAUGGUCACCUUGGCGUGGUGAGUCAGGCGAUCCGCUCGGCUGUACCAGGCACCUAGCAACUCCUUGAGGACUCCCUCAGCAAUGUAUGAAUCAACAAAGUAGCCAGGACACCCAAUGUCAGGCCAACGUUGAUGACGUACGGCGCCGCCGACCGUCUGAUUGUACGCACCACCUUUGAAAAAGAAACAACGUUUACAAGGCCCCGACUUGCAAUUAGAGAUCCACUUGCGAUUGUCAC